AUGGCAGCUGCAAAUGCGACUUCCCUUGCUCUCUUCAACAGCAAGAUAUGCCUGGAUCUGUGGAAGACAGCUAACGACAGUCUCUCUUCUCAGAACGCGACCAGCGAGGCCAUGCUUACCCAAUGCAUCGGCACCCUACUUGGAGCGAACGAAGAUAACUUUUGGGUAGCCUAUUGCAACAAUCCGCCGGACGACGGAUGUCCUUACGGAUACUGCCCCAACGGGGACAUCGCUGGCUUUCUCACACGUCUCUCCGCCUAUAUCAUCUCUUUUGCAACAGCAUGCGUGCUGAACAUGGGGAACAAUAGCUCCGAAAUAAUCUGGUCGCAGUUAUUGACCUUAUACUCCCUCUUGGUUUCCGGUUUUAUAUCACUGGCAAAACAGCAGCUCGCCAGAAUCCACGCCGAAGUCGCACUUCUCAUUGUCGGGUCUCCGCUGAGUUGCUUUCUCUGGGGCCAGACAUUCUGGAACCUCGCCCGCUUCCGCAGAAGACCUUGGACAGCGUCGACAAUCGCUCGCCACGUCCUCCUUUUGGUAUCCUUCGGGCUUUAUCUUGCCUUCAUCAUUAUCACACCUCUGCCUAACAAGGUAUCCUCGUUCUUCACGCAAGAAUCGUGCUACCAAGCGGGACUCGAUGUGUUUGCCCCGUUCUUUUUACUCGCCAAGGCAUCUGUCUGGAUAUUCCCUGUGGAGUUCCUCGUGCUCUUGUUAUUCGUGCUGGUAGAGUGGAAUAGACGGAAGUCGGCAUGGCUUGAGCGCCAACGCGGUUGGUACCUCUCCUGGGCCAAUGCCAGGGUAUUCGCACGCCAAAUGUGGACAAAGUACCCGCAUACCCGUUUCAUGGCGUUUAUAGGCGUUCCUUUCAUUGUCUGGGUGUGGGUCACGGAGGGAACAGCGGUACUCAGCGGAGUAGGGAUCGUUCCAGGCGGCUCCGUAUCCUUUGGACAGUUGCUGGCGCUAUUUGCCGCUGUCCCUCCUGUGCUAGCCAUCUUUCAGGUCGCAAGCGCACGUGAAAGCAAACGACGCGUCUUGCGUGCCACGCCAGCGAAAACCACCUUCCGCAUAAGCAAAUUCAACAUGCAGUCUUACGACGGAUUAGAUACAUUCGACCCUGAUGGCACCGAGAAGCUGCAAGCGUAUUCGGAAAUCACGGAGAAGUUCGCUCCUGAACACCUUGGCCAUCAUCGCGGUACGGCUGCACCAGAUGAGGGGCUCACCUUCCUCCAGUGGUGGAAGGAUCUCCUACGUUCCGCGAUCACUCACUGGGCGUGGCUGAUGUUGACCGCCCUUAUUAUCGGUGCAGCCGUUGGAUUGGUUUUUACAUUUCGUUAUCUGUACGCGACGGGUUUCCAGGUGACCGAUUCAUAG
This is a messenger RNA of Gloeophyllum trabeum ATCC 11539, 1368 nucleotides long. RefSeq lists its product as uncharacterized. The transcript has 6 exons. The coding region runs from base 1 to 1368 and encodes 455 amino acids. The record is from RefSeq and is a predicted model, not a curated record. NCBI's taxonomy places the organism in Eukaryota, Fungi, Basidiomycota, Agaricomycetes, Gloeophyllales, Gloeophyllaceae.